Pseudocercospora fijiensis CIRAD86 is the source of this 2376-nucleotide messenger RNA. RefSeq lists its product as uncharacterized. NCBI's taxonomy places the organism in Eukaryota, Fungi, Ascomycota, Dothideomycetes, Mycosphaerellales, Mycosphaerellaceae. The transcript has a single exon. Bases 831 to 2270 code for a protein of 479 amino acids. Gene Ontology annotation, molecular function: acyltransferase activity, transferring groups other than amino-acyl groups. The record is from RefSeq and is a predicted model, not a curated record.
CUCGUUACUUCCUUUCGCUCCUAGAAUUCGUACCAGAAGCGUUGCGCGUCCCACCGAGCCUGUCGAUAGUGCUCCGACUCACGACGGCGCUUCGUCGACCGCUACCAACACGCCAGAAUGCCAACAUGAAGUAAAUUGGCGAAAACCGUGCCUCACGGUCCGCCCAUGCAGGACUUCCUGGGCUUGCGGAGACCGACGCAUGCGAGCUGAGAUAUGAUGACUAGCAUGACUACGCAAGACACGUGCCGCCAAGAUCUUGCUUCUACGCAAUGCCUCGCAUCACUCCAACAGGUGCGAGUGGAGGGCUCAAUUGCUGUAGAUGACAGCUCCACGUUAAAGCUGUGAACACACGUCAUGCAAGGCGUCCAAGGUUGAGCACCGUCGUCCACACUUGCAAACCGCCAUACAUCAGGCAGUGUGAGUUGUGAGUGUGACACGGGACGCAUCAGUCAGCUUUUGUCUUCUGCUUGCGCCUUACCAAUGCACACUCAAGUUCCGUGGCGCUCUGGUGAAAGCUUGAAUCAAAAUUCGCCAUUCAGCUGAACAACCCUACUCGACCUAAAGCUCGGCACGGGAGCUUCAAGUUUAUACUUGACAUCCGGCGCUCUCCACUGAAGGAAGGAUUGUGCGUCCAAGGUCAGAUCGAGCUGAACCACCUGGCUUUAAGUUGGUCUCACCUUUUCAAUCCGUCUGCGCGCUCGAUAUUGUCUUCUCAAGCCAUUCGCCAGGUCGACGCAUUUCAAAGUUGUUCACUCUGCUCUCUGAUAAUAUUUCUGAACUUUGAACUUUCUCCCCAAGAGCUGGAAAGCAUAUUCAUCAAGUUGUCCAGCAUGAAUAGAUCAAUCUUCAUCACUGGACCCGACCCAAAACUAGAAUUGGUCUACAGCGAUGUCUGGCUUCCAGGACUCUACUCUCGACGGGUCAUGGUCUUCGAACUACCCUCCACCUCAAGUCACGAGAAGGUCAUCGAUGUAGUAACAAGGGCGUUGAAAGCCCUUGUACAGGGCACACCUGAACUUGGCGCCGAUUCGGUAGUGGUCCCAAAUGCGUCACCAUACGAUCCGAAGCUGCCCUGGAGAGCACUUGCUCAGGGAAAGGGCAUAGAGCUUGUAAUCAAAGAUCUGUCAAAGGAAAUCCCAAGCUACAAGGAUUUGGAGGCCGCAAAGUUUCCACUGUCAGCGUUCAGAGAUGAUCUUCUCAUGCCCAUUCCGGGAUCGAUCAUGCCAGAACCUCAACCAGUAGCGAAGUUCCAGCUCAGCUUCAUCGAAGGUGGUGUGCUCCUCAGUGUUUGCAUAUACCACCACCUGACCGAUGGGAACGGUAUGAACACGAUCACGAAAGCGCUCGGCGAGCUGUGCAAGCAAGCAAGCGAGCAAUCUGGAGAUCUCCCACCUCGCGCAAUGGAUACCGAUCGAACCAUCUUCAAGAAUCUGAACGGAGGACUUACAGAUAUCAAACAUCACCCAGCAUACAACAUCGACAAUACCGGUGCCUUCAUCCCAGGCGCCCACCACGACGAAUCACCUCCUGAAACAAACACCAAAGAAUCCCCAGCGUUCACACCACACUACUACCACCUCACCCCCUCCAAAGCCCUCGCCCUAAAAUCCCACGCAAGCAGACACACCCCCGUCUCAACCCACGACGCAAUCUCCGCAUCUAUCUGGCGCAACCUCAUCCAAACCCGUGUCCAAACCGGCGAACUCACCGACCUCAACCAACUCUCAACCUACACAAUCCCCCACAACGCCCGAAAACACCUCAACCUCCCCUCCACCUUUGUCGGAAACUGCACCUACUUCAUAAUCGCGCAAGCCAAAAUCUCAGAAAUAUUGGAAAAUGAAGAAGAUAGCAUCCCAUUUCUUGCCAGGAAGAUCCGCGAAGCUCUCCACAAAGUUGAUCGGGAGGUUGUGGAGGGGAUGUUCACACUCCGCCAACAACAUACUUACGAUCUAAGCUGGUGGCCCAUCCUGCAAGCCCACAACCCCGAAAUCGUAGGAUUCACAUCUUUCUACCAUUCCGAAUUACUCGGUGAUCACUGGGGCAGUGUAAUGGGAGGAGAAGUGAAACAUUUCUCUUCGACUGAUUCGGGAGCUUUUGGAAGGAUGUUUCCACGGGCGCAUUUUGUAGGGCCGAAGAUUUUUGGGGAAGGAGGAGGAGGAGGAGGAGGGGGAGGGUGUGAUGUGUAUAUUGGGAUUGCGAGGGAGGAAGGGGAGUUUUUCAGAAAUAACAAGGGAUGGGGGAGGUUUUUUAAGUUAAGAGGGGAGUAAUAGCCUAAUAGGAAGGGGAGGAGUAAGAGUACGUUUACCUCGCUACUAAUAAAUCGGUAGAAUAGCGAUACCUUAGGGCAUACUACUAGUAUUUAUUAUUCUUUUU